Aspergillus viridinutans is the source of this 963-nucleotide messenger RNA. RefSeq lists its product as uncharacterized. Lineage: Eukaryota; Fungi; Ascomycota; Eurotiomycetes; Eurotiales; Aspergillaceae. The transcript has a single exon. The record is from RefSeq and is a predicted model, not a curated record. Bases 1 to 963 code for a protein of 320 amino acids.
AUGUCAAUGUACGCCGAUAGUCUUCAGAUUCACAAUGCUAGAGACAGGCCGGACAUAUGGCAGGACAUGAGUCGCCCCGACCACCCGCUAAACGUCUCGUGGCCGGAUUUCCUUGACCAAGAUCCGACUUUUACUCGCUAUUAUCCUAAGCUUAUUGAAUAUGAAGAGCUCGCGCAGUAUCAGUACGCUAUCACUGAGACUGACUCAACCGGCAAGAUAUCCGCCAUCGCCUGUGGCCGAUCUGUGCCCUUUUUCUGGCCCGAUGAUGACCUCGUUGAUAGCUCGGGACAAGUUAGCCCUGAAGCGCUGCAACAGCUUCCUUCAGGCGGCUAUGAUACGAUUCUUGCCCGCGGGGUGCGUCAGUAUCUCACUCGCCAUAACCUCCCCGGCGCAGCAACCGCCUUGACGGAAGACCAGGAGCGCGAUCUCUGGGUGUGUCAGUCCCACAAUCCGCCCAAUGCCCUAGCCGCUAUCUCCAUUACUGUGCGGCCUGAUCGUCGGCAGCGAGGCUUGGCCGAAGCAUUAAUCCAGUCCAUGAAACAAGCCGCCGCUGAAGCACAGCUUCAUCUUCUUGUUGUGCCACUACGACCAACCCGCAAAGCCGACUUUCCCACUGUCCCGAUGAACGAGUACCUCUCAUGGCCCAGUUCCAAGGGACAUGGUCCAUUUGACCCGUGGUUGCGCAAGCAUGUACAGCUGGGCGCGCAGUCCAUCAAGAUUGCUCCAGCUAGCAUGGUAGUCUCAGGGAGUGUGCUGGAGUGGAAGAAGUGGACCGGGUUGGAUAUGGAGCAGUUCGUACAGAAGAUGCGUCCGCAGGAUGUCAGGUUGGAAGUCGUGACGAACAAAGUAUAUGUCGAGAUCCCAUUCCAAGGAGGCCUUGUGCCUCUUCGCUACUAUUUCCUUGAGAGGAGGUGCGUUUAUACAGAGCCAAAUUUGUGGCUGUUUCACAGCGUCCGCGGUUGA